Caenorhabditis sp. 36 PRJEB53466 is the source of this 484-nucleotide messenger RNA. NCBI's taxonomy places the organism in Eukaryota, Metazoa, Nematoda, Chromadorea, Rhabditida, Rhabditidae. The record is from the annotation of a GenBank genome assembly.
AUGGAGAUGACCACUAGUUUUUACAAGACCCUAGCUAACCAGAAAACAGUCCAGGUGACAACCGAUACGUACAUGCAUUUCUGGAAUGAAUGCAACAAAGUAGUUGACUGUUAUAAUGGUUUGGGAGCGCAAGUCUCCAGUUCCAGUGACGAAGAGUACUACUCCGCGCUGAUGAACUACUUCUGGGAUACGGUUUACCCCGCGUGCAAGGUGUUCCACUUCAGAACCACCAACUUUUAUCACUGCCUUAACCAGGUGAGAUCUUUAUUUCGAUGAACAAUUCUAAUGAACGGUCUUUCAGAUGAACUUGAACUUUAUGGGAGUUAAAGAAAUGAACGAGGAUGGAGUUGAUUGCGAGCUGAACGAUCGAGAGUUCUUCCGUCUGUUCCAGGUCGUCAGAAGAGAGUGCGGAGAGGACGCCGUCGUCGAAAUGAUGAUCAAUCAGAAGCUGGCCAAGGCAGUCGCAUGUCCGGGUUUCAAAUAG